AUGGCCGAAAAUCAACUAAGAGCUGGACACGAUGAAACGGCGAACAAAAAGCAUCCUCGUAAUAGGGAAAAGAGUGAAGGAGGGAGUAGGAUAAUUAUCAUGUUAUUAAUGACCUUCUUGUUCUUCGUUGUCGAGAUUGGUUUUGGAUACUUAUCUAAUUCUAUGGCUCUUGUGGCUGAUUCUUUUCAUAUGCUUAGUGAUGUUUUAGCUCUCGCGAUCGCUUAUGGUUGCUUGAAAAUGUCUGUUAAGUCGUCAAAGAAAAAUACUUUUGGUUGGGUACGAGCCGAAGUUCUUGGUGCUCUCGUUAACGGUGUUUUUUUAUUAGCUCUUUGUUUUUCAAUAUUCAUUGAAUCUAUGACUCGCCUUAUUGAACCUGACUACAUAAGGAAUCCGGCGCAGGUUUUAGUCGUUGGAGUUAUUGGGCUUAUCAUUAAUCUGAUCGGGAUGUUUAUGUUUCACAGUCAUGGGCACGGGCACAACCAUGGUAAUCGCGAUGCGGUAGCUAGUGCAGAACCAAAAAGACUGGCUCAUGCGACGAUUGGUGAUCUGGAAAGCAAACACCUCAUGUCUUCUCAUCAGGAUUGUGCAAUGGCUUUGGCACAGUUGAAUGAAGAGGUUACAAUCGAUAUGGGGGAAUCAGAAAUUAUGCCAACAGGUGAUAUUGAUCCGGAUGAAGCUACUGCGAAAAAAAGCAAGCCGAAACAUGCUAAAGCUGCACAGCUCAACAUGCGUGGGAUUUUUCUUCAUGUCCUCAGCGAUGCACUUGGGUCCGUCAUUGUUAUUAUCAGUUCAUUGGUUUCUUGGCUUGUUCCUGGCCAUGAUGCUUUAAAACUUUACUUAGAUCCAGGACUGAGCUUAGCAAUGGUAUUUCUUUUGGUCGCUUCUACCUUACCACUGGUACGUGAGACCGCUCUAAUUCUUAUGCAGACCACUCCAGGCUUUGUUAAAGUAGAAAAAAUUCGAGAUUCUCUGUUAAAGGUGAAUGGGGUUCAAGCGGUGCAUGAGUUUCAUGUUUGGCGUUUAGUUGGAGAAAGAAUUAUCGCUACUGUGCACAUACGUUUUUCUGAUCUUAAAGCAUAUUUGGCUGCAGCUGAUGAAAUAAGGACAUUGUUUCACGAUAAUUCUAUUCACAGUACAACUAUUCAACCAGAGUUUAGUGAGAUGGACACAUUAGGGUCCGGCGGUUCAACUUGCGCUCUAGCCUGUCCGCCAGAUAACUGUUGGAGGACAGAUGUCACGUGUUGCAAGAGGUCCAGUAGCGAGAGCCCAACUUCAGCUAGUGAGCGCGAGACGACGGCUCAGAGCUCCUCAGGCCGUUUAUUGCAUUCUGCAUCGGCUGCAACUACUUCUGAAUGA
Messenger RNA from Enterobius vermicularis (human pinworm), 1356 nucleotides. Lineage: Eukaryota; Metazoa; Nematoda; Chromadorea; Rhabditida; Oxyuridae. The record is from the annotation of a GenBank genome assembly.